Molecule: messenger RNA, 2730 nt
Organism: Dovyalis caffra
Lineage: Eukaryota; Viridiplantae; Streptophyta; Magnoliopsida; Malpighiales; Salicaceae
Source: the annotation of a GenBank genome assembly
AUGGAGCGAAACCAAAUGAACGGUCGGGUUUCACCUUCUAGCUCCCCCGAUUGCGGUGCCGGCACCGCAAGAUCCACGACUUCGCUUCUUCAGCCUAACUACAGCAGCCGAGCUGUUCAAGAAGCUUUGGAACACUUGGCAUCCAUUGAUUUAAUUGAGUUGUGCAGCGAAGCGAAAGUUGAGCGUUGUCGGGCAACUAGAGAUUUGAGAAGUUGUGGGCGCUAUGUUCAAUAUGUGUUGAACUCUUGUGGCCAUGCUUCCUUAUGCUCUGAGUGUAGCCAACGGUGUGAUCUUUGCCCAAUUUGUCGAAUCCCUAUCCCAAAGACUGGAAUUAGGCUCCGUCCUCGCCUUUACUAUGAGUGCAUAGAGGCUGGCCUUAUUUCCAAAAGGUUUGAUGAAAGAUUUCAGGAGAAAGAAGAUGUGGACAAUGAAUUGACUGCUGAUGUCCAACGGCUCUAUUCUUUAUUUGAUGUUGCGUUGGAAAAUAACUUGGUUUCUUUAAUUUGUCACUAUGUUACAGAUGUUUGUAUGGAUGAAAGUGCUGUGUCUAGUGAUCCUGUCAUUGCUUUCUUGUUGGAUGAAGUGGUUGUCAAGGAUUGGUGCAAGCGGAUGUUCAAAAACAUCAUAGCAGAACUUCAAGUGAUAUAUAAUCUUGAAGCAGAAGAAAUGAAACGUAGGUUGAGUUUACUUCUUAAACUUUCUGUGCAUUUGGCUGGAAUAUCCAAAGUCCUUGAAGUUCUGGAAUCAUCAUUUAAGGAUAGUCUUUCUGCACGGCUUCAUGACUUGCAGCUCCUUCAAGAGAGCAUUUCAAAGGCAAAACAGCAUAUGGAGGUUAUAGCAUGGUGUAUAAGACAUCACUUUCUGGAGAAUGUGAGGUCUCGUUAUACCAAUUUAUCAUCAUGGCGUUCUGUUGUCCGUGAAAGGAAAUCAACUGCAAUUAAGCGUUCAUGGCCUGAUGUACCAAAUCAAUCUGCUGAGUCCAGUAUGCAGGCUGGUUCUCUGUUCAUUGAAGAUGCUCUGGCCAAUCUUGAGAUAGAGCAGAAUCAUAUGCAAGAAAUGGGAGAAGAGUCAGAACUUGCACCAUUGCAGAAGGAUGGAGGGUUUUUUUCAGACGAAAGUUGGCGACACAUUGUAGAUGACUUUUCAGCUACAUUUGGUAUAACCAGGCAUUCAUUAUUGGAAUCACUUGCUUUCUAUCUUCUGGAUGAUCAUACAGAAGAAGCUCUGCAGGAAGCUUGCAACCUUCUUCCUGAGAUUUCAGGCCCAUCAACUCAUCCUAAGAUUGCUCAAGUGCUAUUAGAAAGGGGGAAUCCUGAAACAGCAUUGAUGGUGUUACGAUGGUCUGGGCAUGAUGGAUCUCAAAUGGUUUCACUUAGUGAUGCUGUUACUGCAGUUCGGGUUAGGGUAGAGUGUGCACUAUUGACUGAAGCAUUCAUGCACCAGAGAAUGCUCUGCACUAAAGUUAGGGAAAAUAAGUUCAAUGCUGGACCACCUCGAGAUGCUUCCGAUGAUCUUAAAGGUGAAUGCAUGGCCUGGAAAAACUGGGUGGACAUACUGGUGACUGAAAUUUGCUGUCUCUGUAUCAAGAACAAUCUGGUAGAUCGAAUGAUAGAGUUGCCAUGGAAUUUGGAUGAAGAGAAAUAUCUCCAUAAGUGUCUCUUGGAUUAUGCUUUAGAUGACCCCUCAACAACUAUUGGAAGUCUUCUUGUUGUAUUUUAUCUUCAGAGUGUGGAGCAGGAGUUCAUUUCAAAGAAUUCUCUCAGUGAAGAAGUAUUAUCCAGAAUGAGAUCAGCUAGUCACCGCAGAGCAGAACUGGUUGUCCAAUCCAUUCAGUUGCUGCCAAAAGUUCAACAGGAACAAGUUAAGACUGGAAAAUUGCUACCUGAGGUCCAUAGGACGUCUGGUGAAGAAGUUGAAAUUCAAGGAGGGGCUGAUCUUUCCAUGGUACAAGAGCCAAAGUUAGGCAGUUUAUUGGUUUCGUUGCCUGCAGAUUCCUCUCUUGUUUCACUGACAAAUCAUAACACUACACUGAAACCAUCAGCUUUUGAAACUCAACAAAGGUUUGGUGCAUCUAUCAAGAAUCCUCACUUGGAAGUGGGUAAAUAUGGCUCCUCAUCAGUUCUCCAUCAAAGGUUAUUUAGCAGUCCAGAAAGAACUCACAAGCUUCAUUUUAAUGUCAACAAUUUGAAAUUUGAUGGGAUCUCAACUCCUGGAAUUCAUCAUGGUAAUCAUAUGAAUACCACUCCAUUAAAAGAGGCCACCAGAACUUUAUUAGAAGUGCUUCCGAAGGGUAACCUGCAUCACAAUCUAUUCGAUGAAGUGUCCCCAGAAAGGGUACAAAAUGGGUUCGCUAAGCAAUUACGAAAUACAAGUCCUCCGUAUUCCCAUAGGAUUACAGCUAAUCCAGUCAUGGCUAUGUUUGGCAGUGAUAAUGGUUUUCCUAAUGAUGGAAAUGAUAGACCUAGGAAUAAGAAUUCUAAAGAUGAUCCAACGCGCAUAGCUUGGAGUGGUAAAGAGGAGUUCGUUGUUGAUGAAACGGAGGUGAAUGAUGGGCUGAGAUGGAGAACUGAUGAAACCAGUGACGAGGAAGAAGAGCAUGUUCCAGAAAGAGAUGCUGGCGUUGGUUCUUAUACAGCAACUGCAAGGAGAGUUAGAAGUGCCUCGAACCUUCUGUGGUCGCUUCUCAUGAUAAGGGAUAAGCAGGAAGCGAAAGAGGUGGCAGAGAAAUGA